AUGCAGCUUCAUUUUCUGUAUUUUUCUAUCUUUAUAUUCUGUUUCUGCUUUCCCUUUCUCACCACCCAACUCAACAGAUUUUGUUAUAUAAACAUGUGUACAUUUCUACAAUCUACCUACAUGAAUUCAAAGGUGAAUUGAUUGAAUAACCAAAAAAAGCAACAUUUUCAAUUGGGGAAAACCAGAAAGUUAAGAAAUUUGAAAGCUGUUAGUUGGGAAGUUAAACUCUCCUUCUUCCCUCAACCAUACUCAUUCAUUCAAAAAAACCCUAAAUUAGGGUUCCAUUUCCACAUUGAUCCCAUUCUCAUUCUCCAUCAAGACUGAAACUUUACUGCACUACACAACCUAAAUCCCCAAAGGGGUUUUACAAUUUGGAUUUGAUGAGGUUUUUGUGACCCUAAACCCAAAUGGGUGUGGUGGGGAAAGCGUGGUUGUUGCACCACACUCACCCUAGCUCAUGGUCGGUGAUUUGCGGGUUGAUGCUGUUCGGAUUGGGUCUCAUUUCACUCUUUACGGGUCAUGUGGCUUCUCAUCUUGAAUGGUACUCUCAUAGAUUCGGCCACCACCGCAGUUUAUACUCUUCACUGGAUGGGAAUGAUCGCGCGCCAAUCGAUAUUUGGAAAUCACAUUACUCUAAAUACUACUAUGGAUGCAAAGAAAGGGGGCGCGAUUAUGCUCCUGCUGUGCGAGAGCACAAGUCAAAUGGAUACUUGCUUAUUGCAACGAGUGGAGGACUGAACCAACAGAGAACUGGGAUAACUGAUGCUGUUGUUGUUGCCCGGAUUCUUAAUGCUACACUAAUUGUACCUGAGUUGGACCAUCAUUCUUUUUGGAAGGAUGACAGUGACUUCGCCAAUAUUUUUGAUAUUAAUUGGUUCAUUACUUAUCUCGCAAGAGAUGUUACUAUUAUUAAAAGAGUUCCAAAUAAAAUCAUGCGGUCAAUGGAGAAACCCCCAUAUACGAUGCGUGUCCCAAGGAAAUCAGACCCUGAAUAUUAUCUUGAUCAAGUUUUGCCAAUACUCUUGAGACGACGGGUUUUGCAGUUGACAAAGUUUGACUAUAGACUUGCCAAUGACCUUGAUGACGAGCUACAAAAAUUACGAUGCCGAGUUAAUUAUCAUGCUUUGAGAUUUACAAAACCCAUACGAGAACUUGGUCAAAGACUUGUAAUGAGAAUGCGAAAGAUGGAAAACCGUUUUAUAGCAAUCCAUUUGAGGUUUGAGCCCGAUAUGCUGGCAUUUUCAGGUUGUUAUUUUGGUGGGGGUGAUAAAGAAAGACGUGAGCUUGGAGAAAUCAGAAAAAGGUGGACAACACUGCCUGAUUUGAGCCCUGAUGGAGAACGAAAGCGUGGGAAAUGUCCUCUUACUCCUCAUGAAGUGGGUUUGAUGCUGCGAGCGCUUGGUUUUACAAAUGACACAUACCUUUAUGUUGCAUCAGGAGAAAUAUAUGGUGGGAAUGAGACCAUGCAGCCUCUCAAAGAUCUUUUCCCCAACAUCUACACAAAGGAGAUGCUUGCUGAGGAAGAGCUGAAACCUUUUCUUUCAUUCUCCUCCCGCCUGGCUGCUAUCGAUUACAUUGUUUGUGAUGAAAGUAACGUAUUUGUCACUAACAACAAUGGCAACAUGGCCAGAAUUCUUGCUGGUCGAAGGAGGUAUAUGGGUCACAAAAGAACCAUUAGACCAAAUGCAAAGAAGCUUAGCGCGCUGUUCAUGGCAAGGCAUGAGAUGGAGUGGGAUACCUUUGCCAAAAAGGUUAAGGAAUGCCAAAGAGAAUUCAUGGGAGAGCCAGGUGAGAUAAAACCUGGACGAUUAGAGUUUCAUGAAUAUCCAAGCACUUGUCUCUGUGAGAAACCAUUUAUAGAUGAAGUGAGUGAAGAUGGAUACCGUCCCCCUAAACUAGCAGCACCCAAAAACCUGACAAUGAAGGUAGAAGACUAUGAAAUGAAUGGUGACCAUGAAGAAAGUGCUGUACUACCAAAACCAGGUAGGAGAAGGAUUCAGCACAUGAUGAAAGAUGAGUAACUUUGGACCAGUGUGGUUAAUGGGAGGAAGAAAUAAAACAAUUGUCCGGAGAACUUUUUAAUAGCACCACUGUCAAUUGAAAUGCUCAACACUGCAAUUUUCACAUCUCAUUUGGCAGUGCUAAUUUUGCCAUGAUGAAAAUCAUGUUCGUUCACAGUGAAUUGCUCAGUUUAGAUCCAUGUAUAGGGUACAACGUGAAGGACAUCCAUGCGUUGCAAAUGUUCAUAGAUAUGUUUUGUUUAUAUUCGUUUGAAUUCUUACAUAGGCAAUUUGUUUUUUGAGUUCUGAUUCUUGUACCACUAAUAGACCCAAUUUAUUUUUAUGUGGGUAAAGUGCCGAGUCACCAAAAGUAAGGUAAACAAAGAGAAACUCACAGUGCAAUGCAAA
Messenger RNA from Lotus japonicus, 2408 nucleotides. Its product is annotated as O-fucosyltransferase 29-like. NCBI's taxonomy places the organism in Eukaryota, Viridiplantae, Streptophyta, Magnoliopsida, Fabales, Fabaceae. The record is from RefSeq and is a predicted model, not a curated record. The transcript is spliced from 9 exons. The coding region runs from base 408 to 2021 and encodes 537 amino acids.